CACUUCUGGGAUUAACGGCCACAUGACAACGCAGGGCUGGGCUCCCACUGAGCCUUUCACUUGGCUUCACUUGCAGAUGCGGUCUCUCCGUUGCUGUCUAGCAGGGUCCUGAAAGCCAGAGCUCUCCAAACUCAAUCUGCACAGACGCAGAUAUGAGGUGGAGGUCAGGAAGACUGGAAGUUCAUCUGCGAUGGAGCCAGACAUCAUGAGUUUGAGUGGAGAGGACUGCUUCGAGGGGAAGUCCCCCUGUUGUUCAGAUUCCGAAGCGUUGAGUCAAGGAGACAAAGAAUAUGAUGAUAUCCUGGAGCUUAAUCAGUUUGAUGGACUCCCCUACUCGUCAAGGUUUUACAAACUGUUGAAAGAAAGGAAAGAGCUGCCAGUGUGGAGAGCAAAGGGGGAAUUUAUGGAUUCUUUGACCAAAGGACAGUUUGUGGUUCUCAGUGGCUUUGCCAAAACUGGAAGAAGCUCUCAAAUUCCUCAGUGGUGUGCUGAAUUCUGCCUCUCGGUCCAGUUCCGGCACGGCAUGGUGGUGUGCACCCAGAUUCAUCCACAGCAAGCAGUGGAUCUCGCUCUGAGAGUGGCCGAUGAGAUGGACAUCAACAUCGGCCAUGAAGUCGGGUACACCAUCCCGCUGGAAACCUGCUGCACCAGCGAAACUUUCCUCAGGUACUGCACAGAUGAUAUGCUGCUGAGGGAAAUGAUGUCUGACCCCUUGCUGGAGCGCUAUGGCGUGGUGAUCGUAGACCAGGCCCACCAGAGGACGGUGGCCACCGAUGUGGUUCUGGGUCUUCUGAAGGAGGUCGCCCUGCAGAGGCCGGAGCUCCGUGUGGUCGUUCUAUCAGCUACCCAACCAAGCCCCAAGCAGCUGACCCUCUUCACUGGGUCUGCGCUGCCAGGCAUCCAUCUGGAGGCCCCAGAGGUCGAGGAGGUGGCGUACAGCAGCACCAGUGACAAUUACUUCUGGUCUGCUCUCUGUCUCGUCAUGGAGAUCCAUCGCUCCCAGGAGCAGGGGGAUGUCGUUGUGUUUCUGGUAACUGAGCAGGAAAUAGGUCUGGCCCAUGACAUCCUGUGUCACAAAAAACGUGGCUUACCACCUGAUCUGGGUGAGCUUCUGCCGAUAGCUGUGCAUCCUGGUCAAUCUGGGAGUCUACCAGUCCGCGGGGAGGAGGAGACGGGCCAGACAAGAAGGGUAUUCCUCACUCGCAGCCCAAAUGAGGACUUCUUCUGGGCCGUCACCUCGAUUAACUUUGUUAUUGAUGCUGGGCUGGAAAAAAGAUUCGUUUACAACCCCAGGAUCAGAACAAACUCUGUCAUCAUUCAGCCAAUCAGCUCAGGUCAAAGCGAGUGCCGCAAACAGCUGGCUGGUCCAACAGGAAAGUGUUUUCGCCUUUAUCCUAAAGAGAGACAGCUUCCUGCAGAGAUCCGUCCCCGUAUAGUGGAGUCUGACAUCACCUCCACCGUGCUCUUCCUAAAGAGGAUGGAGAUUGCGGGGCUGGGUCACUGUGACUUUAUCGACAGGCCAGACCCUGGAGGUCUGAUGCAGGCCUUGGAGGAGCUGGACUACCUAGCAGCUCUGGAUAACGACGGGAACCUGUCUGAGAUGGGCAUCAUCAUGUCUGAGUUCCCGCUGGAGCCUCAGAUGGCCAAGACUGUGCUGGCUUCCUGUGAGUUUGACUGCGUCAGCGAAGUGGUCAUCAUCGCUGCCAUGCUAGCAGCGCCAUCUUGCUUUGUGGUUCCCCCCGUGGAGCUGAAGCCAAAGGCGGCCCAGUGCCACAUGAAGUUCCAACACCCAGAGGGAGACCACUUCACCCUCAUCAACAUCUUCAAGGCUUUCAAACAGAGUCAACGGGAUGCUUACUGUAACGAGGAGAAGUGGUGUCAGGACUUCUAUUUCAACCACGCUGCCCUCCUGACGGCCGAUGCUCUUCGAACUGAGCUCACAGACACUCUGAAGAGAAUCGAGCUGCCCAUCUCAGCGCCUGCCUUUGGCUCCCGAGGCAACACGGUCAACAUCAAGAGAGCCCUGCUUGCAGGCUUCUUCAUGCAGGUGGCUCGGGAUGUAGAUGGAUCAGGGAACUAUUUUAUUCUGACUCAUAAGCAUGUGGCACAGAUCUACCCUCUCUCUGGAUAUGGAGCCAAGAGCCCCAAGCUGGGCCUGCCGGAGUGGGUCCUCUUCCACGAGCACACGUUCUCGGAGGACAACUGCCUCCGCACCGUUACCCACAUAACGCCAGAGGAGAUCGUUCAAAUGACACCACAGUACUUUUUCUACAACUUGCCGUCUAGCGAGAGCAAAGACAUCCUGCAGAACGUUCUGAACCACGGAGCGUCUCAGAGCAGCGAGAGCAAACGGCCAUCGCGCGAGGAGCCCCAGGAAGACCAGACGCCCGAUCGCUGCGUCGUACAGUGACUGACCGAGCCGCUGCCGUCAGCCAUGUUUAAUCACACUGCAGGCCUGGCUGCUCUUCAUUUACAGCGUUUACGUCACCAGGACAGUUGAGCUGUGGUCACAAUCAAUAUCCUCCUUUUUUUUUCUUCAUUUCUAGCGUUCACAUUCCUCUGUCUGUGACCCUUGUGUUUUUUUUUUUUUUAAUCAGUGUUCUGAUUUUAUUUUAAAUAGUAAUAUACUGUGCACUAAUAUAAAAAUAAAAAUAUUUAACAUACA
Molecule: messenger RNA, 2665 nt
Organism: Fundulus heteroclitus (mummichog)
Lineage: Eukaryota; Metazoa; Chordata; Actinopteri; Cyprinodontiformes; Fundulidae
Gene: dhx32b
Product: DEAH (Asp-Glu-Ala-His) box polypeptide 32b
Exons: 11
Coding region: 191-2410 (739 amino acids)
Cellular component (GO): spliceosomal complex; intracellular anatomical structure
Molecular function (GO): RNA binding
Source: RefSeq, a predicted model, not a curated record